GCGACCGAGAUAUCGGAAGAAGCGGCGACGGAUUCCCGCGAUGGGCAUCUGGAAGCGCCGGACCAGAACUUCGUCGAGGUUGAGUUGUCCGAAGAGGAGGACAUGGGUGGAGCCGCGUGCCGGCCGCCCGCAGCGCCACCCUCAACGCCGCCAGCAGCGGUGCCCUGGACCCCGAAUCCCACGGCCGGACCCGGGCACCCGGCCCCGACUCUGGGCGCGAGCCCAGGGCCCCGGGCUUGCCCCCGCCACGGGUGUCACCGGGGCCGUGAAUCGUCAGCGUCGCAGAGCAGAUGUGCCGCAGAGCGCCAGCCAUGUGCGUGGGCUGCGUCGUGACGGCGUUCCCCGCCCGGGGCUCCACCUGCCUGGAGACCGGCGCUUUCCUCCUCAACUUUGCCGCCUGCGCCGCCUGCAGGCGCCGCGACGCCGUCGACGCCAGCGGACGGCAGGUGCGGCGGCCCGGGGGCGGUGGCCGACCGCGGCGGCGGCGGCGCAGUGGGGCGAGCCGGUGCCGUGACCGCUGGUGGCGGUGGUGGUGGGGUGGUGGUGAUGGUGGUGGUGGAGGAGGUGACAGUGGUGGCAGUGUUGAUGGUGGCGUUGAUGGUGGUGGUGGCGGUGGCGGCGUUGAUGGUGGCGGUGGUGGCGUUGAUGGUGGUGGUGAUGGUGGUGGUGGCAGUGGUGGUGAAGGCGUUGAUGGUGGUGGUGGCGGUGGUGGCGUUGAUGGUGGUGGUGGUGCCGGUGGCGGUGGCAGUGUUGAUGGUGGCGGUGGCGGCGUUGAUGGUGGUGGUGGCAGUGGCGGUGGUGGCGAGCGGCGCACGCGAGAGGCGCGGGAGGGAAGCAAUGACAGCGACGAUAGCGACGACGAUGAAGACGACGAUGAAGAUGACAACGACGAAGACGACGACGACGAUGACGACGAGGAGGAGGAGGUGGUGACGUACGAGCACGUGUGCGCGGCGUGCGGCCACGCGGUGGCCACGCACGAGUUCACGUGCGCGCUGUCCGGGGGCUACCGGGCGUACGCCAUGCACUGCCUGCUGUGCGGGCGUGCCGAGCGGGAGGUCAGCGUGCUGCCACACGACCCACGCUGGGCACUCGCUACGUUCUGAGGCACGCGCGCCACGGAUUGAAUGAGGGGUUGGUGGGCCGAUUGACUGAUUGAUGAGCUGAGUGAUAAACUAAUUGAUGGACUGAUUGAUGGACUGAUUGAUAAACAAAUUGAUGAACAAAUUGAUGGAUGCAUGCACUGAUUGAUUAAUGGACGGAUUGAUGGACAGAUUGAUUGACUGAUUGAUGGGUUGAGUGAUAAACUGAUUGAUGGACUGUUUGAUAAACAAAUUGAUGAACAAAUUGAUGGAUGCAUGCACUGAUUCAUGGACUGAUUCAUGGACAGAUUGACUGAUGGGCUGAGUGAUAAACUAAUUGAUGGACUGAUUGAUGAACACAUUGAUGGAUGCAUGCACUGAUUGUGUAAUGGACGGAUUGAUGGACAGAUUGAUUGACUGAUUGAUGAGCUGAGUAAUAAACUAAUUGAUGGACUGAUUGAUGGACUAAUCUUAAUUUGAAGCUUUCGUGACUGCAGGAAUCCAUACUCUCUGGUUCUUUCGGUAAAGUCACGUAGCUAGAAAAAAUAAUAAAAGAUCACGACGUUUCGAUCGCAACACAAGCGUCCAUCAUCAGGUGAGAAAGAAUGAUCUGCUGUUGUGGCUUUAUAUAGGCACGGCGGGGAGGGGUUUUGUAAAGUCUGACUGCAGGAGUUUGAUGAACAAAUUGAUGGAUGUAUGUGUAGUGACUCAACCUGGAGACAGUAAGACUUGGAGGCACUUCUUUUUUAUUAACAAGCACCAUCGGGGUAACACACAACACCCUACGUGGGUGCACACUAUGAUUAUUAUUAAGACCGUCUAUUGUCAGCGGCACUACUAAGGUAGAACAGUUGGUAGGCCGUUUGACUAACAGCGCCCCGGGAUGGUGAAGACGGACACGACGGCGAGGAGAUGGCGACGACGGUGGACUUGAGCAGCACGAUGAGGAUCCCGCUUCCAGCGACAGCCCCGAGCUCCCGUUCAGGGCCCCCUUUUAGACUCCCAGCGCGGCCUUGCUCCGCCCCGACCACACCCCCUUUCUGGAACCUACUGGCGGGUUGCCGGGGCUCCCUGAUGGGCCCAUUCUAUGAACUUUCCCCAAGAUGCCCCCCUCUCGUAUAUACCCUGGCCUGCUGGUGUGAGUACUGCCGUUCACCGCAGUUACCUCUUUUCCGCCAGCAGCCAGCGCUAUACGCCUACAUAUGCACUGAUUGAUUAAUGGACGGAUUGAUGGACAGAUUGAUUGACUGAUGGCCUGAGUGAUAAACUAAUUGAUGGACUGUUUGGAAAACGAAUUGAUGGAUGUAUGUAUGCACUGAUUAAUGGACAGAUUGAUGGAUGGAUAGUUGUGUUGAAUGGUGAAUGGAUUGAUGGAUGUGGUUGGUUUACGUGUUUUUGUUAUAGUUUGGUGGUCGUAUUGCCCAAUAAAAUUCACACUCCUGGGCGCUCAAGGUCUGGAUGUCCUCUGUCUCUGCGUUUUCGUCCCUCUCCCUCGCUGCGUCCCUCGCAAAUUAAUUUUCUCAAAGACGAAACGUUACAGAUUUGUUUUAUUCGUUCAUAUACCCCACCACUCCCACCACCACUCCUCCGCACACGCCAAAGAAUUCACCCCUUCUACCAGUGCCGAAUGAUCCUAGUAACAAAAGUAGCAAAUGCUACGGACCCCGGCACUUUCAAGGGAGUCCGCGCUAAAAGCUUACAAGCAAUCAAAUCCGGUUCAGUGAUUCUGCACUUGCUCUAUUACUAUAGUACUAUACCACCCUUCAACUUUUAUGAACGACUGGAUGUUUAAGGAUUGCGAUUUGUCGUAUUGUAAUAAAGCUCGUUGAGGCGA
Lethenteron reissneri (Far Eastern brook lamprey) is the source of this 2916-nucleotide messenger RNA. It is a transcript of the gene CHURC1, whose product is annotated as churchill domain containing 1. Gene Ontology annotation, biological process: multicellular organism development; fibroblast growth factor receptor signaling pathway; positive regulation of DNA-templated transcription. Gene Ontology annotation, molecular function: zinc ion binding. The record is from RefSeq and is a predicted model, not a curated record. NCBI's taxonomy places the organism in Eukaryota, Metazoa, Chordata, Hyperoartia, Petromyzontiformes, Petromyzontidae.